AUGAGUCGCGUGCAGUCGUCUUCUCACGCAGUUUCUUCUGAUGCUGUUGCUGGGGCUGCUACUACUACUACUACUACUACUGAUACUGAUCGUUGCUUAGUUAGUGGCAGUUGGGUUGUUGGGGGGCGAUCGGUUGGUUGGUCGGUCGAUUGCGCGCUUACAUGCUGCUUACCGUGCUUAUUCUGUGAUUUCCUCCAUUCUUCUUCCUUCCAUUGCUGGAUCGGUGAAUUCCUGGAACUAUUGUUCAAUAACAGUCUAUGCCUUACAGAAGUCACUUCUGGUGUCCGGUGUACUGUUACUGAGUUCUGGCCAGAUAUUGUUUUGUAG
Messenger RNA from Thelazia callipaeda (thelaziosis nematode), 327 nucleotides. NCBI's taxonomy places the organism in Eukaryota, Metazoa, Nematoda, Chromadorea, Rhabditida, Thelaziidae. The record is from the annotation of a GenBank genome assembly.